Messenger RNA from Trichoderma aggressivum f. europaeum, 3024 nucleotides. RefSeq lists its product as uncharacterized. The transcript is spliced from 8 exons. Lineage: Eukaryota; Fungi; Ascomycota; Sordariomycetes; Hypocreales; Hypocreaceae. Bases 1 to 3024 code for a protein of 1007 amino acids. Gene Ontology annotation, molecular function: ATP binding; ATP hydrolysis activity; serine-type endopeptidase activity. The record is from RefSeq and is a predicted model, not a curated record. Gene Ontology annotation, cellular component: membrane.
AUGCCGAGUAUCCAAGGCUUCAAUACCUUGAGGGCAAGAUCAUACAUCCUUCGCUUACCUUUGUUUACCCGUGCUAUCCUACUGGCGAUAAUAUGCUUCUGGCUGGCUAGCUUACCGGGCUACUGGGAUGUGAGGCUCUGGGGCUCUCUGAUCCCAGACAAGAUCUCCUUCGCAACAGGAUACCGGUUGAAUACAUUCCCUCUUAUCCAUCUCAACCUCCUCCAUGCAGUUCUCAAUGCUGUUGCGUUGACGCCAUUGAUGGAACGAUUCGAAAGCGAAUAUGGAACAUUGACUACGUUGGCACUUUUCUUUGGACCUCUGACUACGAUUCCUGCCGUCUUGUAUCUCUUCAUUGAGAUUGCCAUUCUCCGAGCCAACCAUGCUGUCAUGGGCGCCAGCAUGUGGGUGUUUUUGCUGUUGGGCAUGGAGGCGAUCCGAACGUAUAAAUCGAACCCAUAUCUGGUGAUUGGGACAUAUCAACUCCCUACCUGGACCACGCCCCUACUCAUGAUAGUGGUUGUUGCCGCGCUGCUGCCAAGCACCAGUUUGUUGGGCCAUCUUUGCGGCGUUGGCGUUGGUUAUAUCGCUGGCCUUGGCUACGUAAAGUUGCUCGCACCUCCCGAGUGGGCACUUCGAUGGAUCGAGUCUCGCCUGAACCUCCUGGCCAUCUUGCCGCACUAUGUCAGCGUUGACCAAAAGACAUAUGGUAGAUUUGGCGUCUUGCCCUCGACCAAUCGCCCUGUAGGGGGCGCACCGACAGACCAUUUGGAUGCGUAUUACACGGUGUUGACGUUCGAUUACUUUGCAAAGCUGACCGGCGAUGAGAGCGAGGCUACUCGACACUGGAAGGCCGCACUUCGACGCAUAAAUGAAUACUACGCGUCGACAAGCGCACCGAGAGUCUCCGAAACAUACACCGAUACGGAUGCUGCCUUGAUAGACGCGGUGAAAGAACUAGAGCUACAAUGCAAAGAAAGAAUUGAUCUUUUAGAAGCGCUGAAGCUGUCCCGGCAAGAGGGCGUCGCUCCGACGUAUCGUGACAACAAUACCGCACAAGCCACUGGCAGCUCCAGCCAGGGAUCGGGGACCAUAGGGCAAGGCACCAUCCCUGCGGUAACAUAUUCAGAGCUUUCACGUCCUUCGUUCUCGUCGAGAAAUUCACUUGAGGCAAUGACGUCAUCUGAAGAAGCGAUUAGGAGGAUCCAUAGCACCCCUGCCGAUUCAACACAGCGAGUUGCCUACUCGCUUCCCAGUUCGAGAACCCCAGAUUUGCCCGAUAUGCGAAGCGACAAGGCGGCCCGAGCCCCAAGCCCGGAGAAGCGCACUAUGAGGACUACGCUGCGAUCCAAGAAGACUGGCGAUCGAUCAUCUACUCCUCGUAAACUGAACAGGCCUGCAGCGGACGGGCCAAGCAAGGCCGCGACCAUUGCGUGGAGCACGUCCGGAUCCCGAGACAACUUCCUAAGUCCCUUUUCUACUGAAGGACGGCCAUCAAAAUCGAGCCCUACUCCGCGUCAGUCCCUGGAUCGCAAUACCCCCGGUUCGCAGAAAUCAACGAUAUCAUAUGACACGAGGUCUCCGCGUACUUCGCCUCAAAAAUGGAAUAUGGUUCCUUUGUCCGAUGAAUCUCGUCUUCCACAACCUUCAGUUCUGUCUAUUAGCGCAGCGUCAAGUGCUCUGACAUCUUCGUCCAGCCAAGAAGCCUCCGCGUCUUAUCAAACUCCAAAUAAACCAGAGCAAUAUGCAACCCCCCGGAAGCCCCCUGUUUUUGAAGAUGUGUCAAUUCAAAGUAAGAGACCGAGUGCCAAAGCUGGCACUCCCGAUAUAUCUGGAGGACAAAGGGAAUCCAGUACCUCUAGGAGUAAGAGGAUAGUUAUGGACAGUCCGCUUUUGUAUAAAUACGACACAGAACGAGUGGAUCGGUUCCGGGACGAUGCAAGACGACCAUCUUCCGAGUUUGCCACUCUGAAUCAAGUUGACAGCCGCUCAAGUGAAGAGGUUGUCGAGGGUACAGCAUGGGGAGCUAAAAACGAUAAAACGCCCAAGAAAGUGACCAAGGCAGCCAUUCUCAAGAAUCUGCCGCCCGGCAUAGACGAGAGCGCCGCAAAGCAAAUUUUUAACGAUAUUGUUGUACAAGGAGACGAGGUUCACUGGAGCGAUAUUGCGGGCCUGGAGGUUGCGAAGAAUUCUUUGCGGGAAACCGUGGUAUAUCCAUUCCUACGCCCUGACCUGUUUAUGGGCCUACGCGAGCCGGCUCGCGGAAUGCUUCUAUUUGGACCGCCGGGAACUGGAAAGACGAUGCUGGCUCGCGCAGUAGCCACCGAAUCUAAAUCCACGUUCUUCUCCAUAUCUGCCAGCAGCCUAACAAGCAAAUACCUGGGAGAGUCAGAGAAGCUAGUGAGAGCGCUGUUCGGUCUCGCCAAAGCGCUUGCUCCUAGUAUCAUAUUCGUCGAUGAAAUCGAUUCACUGCUAUCUCAUCGAUCGGAUGCUGGCGAGCAUGAGGCGACCAGGAGGAUCAAGACAGAAUUCCUUAUCCAGUGGAGUGAGCUCCAACGAGCCGCAGCCGGCCGAGAGGCGGAUAGCAAAACGAGUACGCGGAACGAUGCUCAAAGAGUCUUGGUAUUGGCUGCAACGAAUCUACCUUGGGCAAUUGAUGAGGCCGCUCGGCGACGGUUUGUGCGGCGACAGUAUAUUCCAUUACCGGAGCCCAAGACGCGGGAGACACAACUGAGGACAUUACUACGACAACAAAACCACAGUCUGUCAGACGCAGAUGUAGAGCAACUUGUACAAUUAACCACUGGAUUUUCUGGAUCCGACAUUACAGCUCUUGCCAAAGAUGCAGCCAUGGGGCCACUUAGGUCUCUAGGCGAGGCCCUUUUGUAUAUGACAAAGGAGCAAAUACGGCCCAUGGACCUUUCAGAUUUUGAGCAAAGCUUGAAAUCUAUUCGGCCGAGCGUAGACCAACAAGGCCUGCGGGAGUACGAAGAAUGGGCCGAGAAAUUUGGCGAGCGUGGUGGUUAA